AUGAUUUCAUCUCAAAUUGUUAAACGUGCAUUUCGCAACAAGAACAGUGUGACCAAUGAAGUUAGGUCUUACACCAACCUUUCUAGGAUGAAGACGUUGCAGCAACCACCACGAUAUGGUUUCCAAUUACGUCAAUUGUCCACGAAAUCAAUCCCAAAUACGCAACAAGUUGUUUUAUUCAAUGAAAUAGGUGGAUUCGAUAAAAUUAAGGUAGAUAACAACUACCCCACACCUAAAGUUGAAACUGGUGAUGAUAUAAUUGUGAAGAAUCAUUAUGCCGGAGUUAAUUAUAUUGAAGCUUAUUUCAGAACUGGUGAAUACCCUUCAAACCCACCAAUGGUCUUUGGUAGAGAAGCAAGUGGAGAGGUAGUAGCGACUGGAUCCAAAGUAAAGGAUUUAAAUCCCGGCGAUAAAAUUGCUUAUUUAUCACCUUCAACUUUUGCUCAAUAUACAAAAAUUUCUAAUCACAAUUUUAAGUAUUUGAAAUUGCCUUCUCAACUGACAACAGAUCAAGACUUACAAGUAUUUGGAUCAAUUUUAUUGCAGGGGUUAACCGCAUUGACGUUUGUGAAUGAAGCUUAUCCGGUUCAAAAGGGGGAUGAUGUUUUAGUUUGGGCAGCUGCUGGUGGCGUUGGAAAUUUAUUAGUACAAUUGAUUAACCAAAAGGGUGGUAAUGCGAUUGCCAUAGCCUCAAACGAUGCAAAAUUGAAAACGGCCAAAGAAGCAGGAGCCAAGUAUUUAAUUAAUUCAUCAACUGAUAAUAUUGGAGAAAAAGUUAAACAGUUCACUAAUGGUAAAGGUGUUGAAGUCGUAUAUGAUUCCAUUGGUAAAGACACAUUCACAACUUCAUUAAAUUCAUUGGCUAGAAAAGGUACUUUUAUUAGUUUUGGUAAUGCUUCAGGUCCAGUCACACCAUUCGCAUUAUCGAUAUUAUCAGCUAAAAAUAUCAAAAUUGCUAGACCAACAUCAAUGGUCUAUUUAAGUAAUGCAAAAGAAUGGGAUCAUUAUUCUAACUUAUUAUUGGACUUGUAUAAGGAUGGAACAUUGAAGUUUAAUAUUUCAAAAAUUUAUGAUUUACAAAAUUAUAGAGAAGCUGCUGAGGAUUUGGAAAGUAGAAAGACUCAAGGGAAGCUAACAUUAAAAAUUCCUCAUUAG
This is a messenger RNA of Lodderomyces margitis, 1155 nucleotides long. RefSeq names its product quinone oxidoreductase family protein. Gene Ontology annotation, biological process: cellular response to oxidative stress. The transcript has a single exon. The record is from RefSeq and is a predicted model, not a curated record. Gene Ontology annotation, molecular function: quinone reductase (NADPH) activity. Lineage: Eukaryota; Fungi; Ascomycota; Pichiomycetes; Serinales; Debaryomycetaceae. Bases 1 to 1155 code for a protein of 384 amino acids. Gene Ontology annotation, cellular component: cytoplasm.